Molecule: messenger RNA, 1404 nt
Organism: Rhizophagus irregularis DAOM 181602=DAOM 197198
Lineage: Eukaryota; Fungi; Glomeromycota; Glomeromycetes; Glomerales; Glomeraceae
Product: Cyclin-dependent kinase catalytic subunit
Biological process (GO): regulation of gene expression; regulation of G2/M transition of mitotic cell cycle; G1/S transition of mitotic cell cycle
Cellular component (GO): cyclin-dependent protein kinase holoenzyme complex; nucleus; cytoplasm
Molecular function (GO): cyclin-dependent protein serine/threonine kinase activity; ATP binding; cyclin binding
Source: RefSeq, a predicted model, not a curated record
AAUUACCGUCAUAGAAUAUGUGAUCUAUUAUUUUAAUAUGAGAAAUAUGAUCAGUGAAGGUCUUUAUAGAUUCUAUACAUAAUUUCGCGUGUAAUCAUUCCAAAUUGGGUUUCUACGUCUCGAACCUUCAUAAGCGAAUAAGCGAUGAAUUAGAUUUACAUAAUCUUCAUUUCAUUUGUCCUUCCCUUUAUCCUCCUUUCACUUUACUCACUUACGAUACCAACUUUUCUUAUGUAUAACCCUGUCAAAAUGAACGACAAAUACUCGAAUAUAACAAAGAUUGGGGAAGGAACAUACGGAGUUGUUUACAAGGCCGAAGAAAAGAAGACAGGUCGGGUCGUUGCUUUAAAAAAAAUGCGACUUGAGUCUCAGAAUGACGAGGGUGUACCCUGCACCGCUAUGCGAGAAAUAGCAAUAUUGAAAGAAACUAACAAUAAAAACGUUGUAAAGUUGCUAGAUACUAUUCACGCGGAUAAAAAACUUUAUCUUGUGUUUGAAUAUCUCGAUAUGGAUCUGAAGAGAUACAUGGAGAUGACUCCAAAUCAAUUUUCAACCGAGAUAAUAAAAAAAUUACUUUUUCAGUUAGUUAGUGGCGUUCAUUAUUGCCAUUCCAGACGCAUACUUCAUCGUGACCUGAAACCUCAGAAUUUACUCAUUGAUUCUAAUGGAAAUUUGAAAUUAGCCGACUUUGGUUUGGCAAGAGCGUGUAGCAUUCCUAUGAGAGCUUACACACAUGAGGUUGUAACUCUGUGGUAUAGAGCUCCUGAAAUUCUUUUGGGAUCACCGCAAUAUUCAACUGGAGUUGACAUGUGGAGCGUGGGGUGUAUUUUUGCAGAAAUUUUAAAGAAAGCUGCGUUAUUCAAAGGCGAUAGUGAAAUCGAUCAAAUUUUCAAGAUAUUUACUUUUCUCGGGACUCCUAAUGAGUCGCUUUGGCCUGGAGUGACAAAUCUUCCAAAUUUCAAUGUCACAUUUCCAUAUUGGGUUCCCACGCCGUUCGAAGAUUUUUUUAAUGAAUUAGACGAUAAAGGAAUUGAUCUAUUAGAUGGAUUUUUGACUUACGAACCUAGUUGUAGAAUAUCAGCAAAAUCUGCCCUUUUUCAUCCCUAUUUUGAAGACUGCUAUGAAAUACCAUUUUGAAGAAACGAUAUCCAUUUUGGACUUUGUAGAUAAAUUCGGACAAUCAAAAUUGUAAAUAAUACAAUAAUUCGAUAGACAUUGUCAUAACUAUAAUUACAUGAUAGGAAUUUUUAAGCUGUAAAAAAAUCUCAGCUUAUAAUGUGUUUAUAGGUAAGUAAUAAAUAUAAUAAUGGUUAGUUAAUAUAAUGAAAUAAUAGAAACAUCAUAAACAAUAAAUUCUGUAAAAAUGUAUAAAAUAUGAACAAAAAAAUGACUUCGUGUUUUUUU